GCCAGAAUUGAAUUAAAUUUACAAUUAGAAUUAGACUUAGAAUUAGGGAGCUCACUACUCAAGGCCAGGUGGGCAGGGCAUGUUCAGCAGCAUCUCAACUGUGAAGGUAAUUUCCAUUUACAAUCCCCAGUCCUGUGCCCACUGGUCUCACCCGCGAUGCUGCUCACUCUGCUCUUCUCACCGCAAGUAUCGUGAGCUAGUCGCAGCCAAGCCGUGACGGUGAAGCCAGCUCGAUGACGAGGACCUUACCGCAACAGUACUCCGUACAGUAUUAUGGCACCAUGGCGCUGCUAGUUGAGUUUCUUGCGAAAACUUCUGGCUGUUGACAUCACAGACUAGACUAGGAGCGGAGCUCCAACUGCGGCAGAGGUGUGCCGGCAGGACGGAGAGAGGGCGAUGGCUGGCAAGAAUCUGGAGGCUUGACUACUGGACCUCUAUGAUCAACAAACGUGCUGUGCCCUGAAGAAAUGAGGAUAAGGAGGACCUCGGGAGCUUGGAAUUGCUCGUUCCAGCUGCGCUGCGCUGCGCUACCAGUGCGCCGGUUCACCCCCUCGGGCGACCCUGCAAUUAAACACCGUAGCUUGGGGCUAUAAUAGUGGCCAGCCUAGACUUCAGCAUCAUCGUGGUGACCGCGUGGAGACUAAACUGAUGCGUCGGCCGUCAGUCUUCAAGCGGUACUAGCUACAGUGGAGUGGCGCUUGGCUGGGACAAUAGUGAAGACCGAUGCGACUCUUUUUUGGAGUUCGGAGAGAGGAGGGGAUAAUGAGGGAGGGAGGGAGGACAUGCAGGCAAGCGGGUUGUGCACAGGCGUCCUGGAUAUGCAGAACGGAUGUUCUUCGCUGCCCGCUCCUGUGCUGCUGCUGCUGCUGCUGCGUUUCCUGCAGGCGGAUAGUGGCUAGUGGAUGGAUUGCGCGCCUUUGAUCUGAUUGAACGGCUCUGUAUCGCGCUGCAGUAGUUCAUCCGCAAUGCAGGCCGUGUUGGUAACUUUUCCAGUCACUUGUGCUGAGCUGUGCCCCUCGACCCUCGAAUCGGAGACCUCCUCCACCCAGGCUCGAGCAUUCGAAGUUGCGACUCGACCACGAGAAAGACUUUCUUACGGUGCUGAUAAGUUAAUUGCGACAAGAAGGAAUAACCUACUCGAGGGCCGCCCUCUUCAAAGCGGGAAGUGAAAUGGGAGCCAAAACAAAAACAGUCCUGAAGCACAUCUCCGCUCCCUUCCGUACGUAAUUCUGCAAACGAGGUUGCAACUGUUUUUGCUAAUUUCCUUUGGGCUGCUGGUUGCCAACAGAAAGGCGAGGCGCUGCCCGCGCUGCCACAGACGUAAGUUCAUGAUCCAGCCCUGGUGAUAGGAUGAGGAUUACGACGACUGACGAGCCAUCUAUCCUGUGGCUCUUUUGUUCUUUGCCCCGGGCAUCCGAAUGUCUGCUUGAUAGAAGAUCAGUAGAGUACAGUAGAGCCUGGGUUGCAGAUGCCAUGCUGCGUUUAGCUCAGAUGCAAUGCCACGCAUCCGUCUUCUUGAGCUCGAACGCCUCUUUGUGUUCUCUGAGGACUGGGUCAAGGAUUGGAGACUUGAAUUGAUCGUGUGAGAGUGAGACUUUUCGCCUGCGUCUUGUUCAAUUGUCAUGGCUCUGCCGUAUUGCUCAGACUUCCCUUGUCGGACUGGACCGAUUCAAUUUAUUUUACAAGUGCGCAACACUCCCAUGUCGUCUGUUCGACUUCCCUGAUCCCGGGUUCCCAUGAUAGACCCCUGCACCAGAGGGACAGGAACAUCUGCAGAAUGAUGUCGGAAGUCCCUCUUACUCGAGGUAUACGGUUCUCCUGCUAUAUCAAGACCUAUAGCACAUUUCUGUUGCGAAAUCUCUUCGUUCAUAUUCUCCGUUAUUGGUCUUCUCUUGUCGUCCUGGACUGCCUCGUCUUCCGGCAGCCAGCUGUACAGUAGAGCCGGCCCCCAAGAGAAUACACCUCAUUGUUCGGUCCACUUUCUGUUAAUCUGUGCCUGUGCACCUGGCUUGGCUCAUUUGUGUGGAGCACGAGAUGAGCUGCAGUAGUGCGCUCUGAUAACGAUUUUACUUGGAAUGCCCCAGGAGACUGUCUUGGAGGGUUCCAGGUCCAGGACACCGGCUCGAUGUGUCGUCAAAUCGGGUUGGUCUGUUUUGUGAGGUUAUCGUUUUCUCUCAAGAUCGAAGGACCUGCACAUCAUCAUCGGCUAUUAGUUCUCUCUCUUUAGCCAAUUGGUAUAAAGCCCCGAAAGCGAAUGACGGUGGUGGUAUGUGUUGGCGAAGUCACUACUAUCACGCGCCGUGCCGCUGAAGUUUUCAAUUUCCCAGCAUGCAUAGUGAUGCGCAUAGCGGCCCAAAUACCCCGGGCGAGCAUUUAGAUCCCACCUGACUACAGAGCGUUCUGAGAGGGAAAAUAACUCCAAAUACGGGCCUCUGCAAGUGUGAGACUGGAUGCCUUAUCUCCACCUUGGAGCCAUUGUCGUAGCCUGCGGUCCUGUAAUAGGUUUUAAUGGUUUGGGCAGGCAAAAUGAAGAUCGCCCACCACUCGAGAAAUUUCGGUUGACCGGGAGAAAUUAUCGAAGAAAUACCUGAAACGCCGGUAUCCUGAUAUCACUCACUCUGAGUCCAAAUUCGGCCAUUAAUUAAGUGACAAUGGUAGCCCAAUGCAGCGAUUAUGAUGAACAUCUUAUUUCUCGACCCAAGCGUCUCGCUAUCGACUUUUAUCGGAGAAAGCAGCUCUUUGCCCCGACAAUCCGUAGGCUCGGGUGAGUUCCUAAAGUACACCAAGGGAUCCUGGCAUGGCGCAGAAACAACCGGCUGGAGCUGUCGCAUCCCGAGGCUCAGCAUCGCCCGUGUCGAAUUAGCAGGAGGCGAGCUCAGGAUCUUAUUCCAUUCCAACAAGAAAGUUUGGAUCUCAUGAUCUGUUUCUUUUGAGGUUUUAUAAAAUGUCUCGGAGACGGGGAGAGUAACCAUGAAGAUCCUGUCGAAAUCGAAAUGAGAAAUUCAAGGAUCGCUCGUGUCGCCAUCUUGUGCCUGAGCCCGGCUCUCAGGGAUCUCAACAUUCCGUCCGCUCAGCUGUAUGAUCAACCCAUGGCCACAAGUACACCCACAGCUUCCACCAUCAAGGGCGAGCCUUCCAUGGGAUCAUGCCUCCUGCAAGGCUGCGAGCUGUCAAUCAUACCUCACAUCUCGUUCGGGGUACAACUUGCGGCUCAUAUGCCUUUAUUUCAGCGCAUGGCAAGGUUCCCAAAGCACAAUGCCAUCUAUUCGAGACCGUGAGCGACCAUAACAAUGAUUAUGCCAGCUGCUGCUUUUCGAACCGCAACUAAGCAAAGAAAUGACAUCGCCCAGCCGUGUUGAAGAAAGGAGGAUUCUGCUCUGCUUUGAUAGACCGUUCGUCUUGUCCUUCGCUUCCCCGAAAUAAAAAGUGAUCGAUUAGGUUUAGGCUAGUAACCCGCCCUUCCCAGCCUGCUGGUAAGGCCUCGCUUUAGCGUGUUCACAACGUUCGCCAUGCCCCAUCCCGAGAACCGUUCCAGUCUCAAACAACGAAAAUGCUGGUUUUCAGACGGGACCGUGCCGCGGUGUAAGCACAGUCAAGUUACCCAGCACCAACCAAUUGCAUGUGGCGGUGAUGAUGGCCUGCUCGCCGGAGGCCAGUGAACCUCCCUGGAGCUGCAAUGGAGAUUCCAAUAGGCACUUGGCAUGUUCUGAGACAGGAACCCACGGCAGAAUUGAUCAAGCUCGGGCAAGUCUGGCACGAGUAGUCAAUGCAGCGCGAAAAGCACAUCAUCAUAAAUCAUAAUCGACCAUGUUGCCAGCCUCAAAAAUAUUACUGCGGCUGCAGGAACAGGGCGAACGAUUGUGGAAGAGGUGAGCGAACCAUCCGGCAGUCCUCCUACCGUAUCCACAUCGAACAAGGCAACAAGAUGGGAUGAGGCGUACAGAAGCGUCUCGAUUGGGUUCCCUUUCCAACAUCUGCAUGCUAAUCCCCGCACAUGCAUUUACCACGUUGAAAGCAAGUCGCAUGAGCAUACAGUCAUGUGUUCCUCGUUCUGUACUGGAGCACACACAACCAAUGAACAGAACGCAAGAAAUUUGUAAUCUCAACAAAGGGAUCGAGGCCCUAUCAUUCUCUGCUUACAAUAAGCAUGAGCCUCUUUGUCUUUCCCGGCCUGAGCCCUCUUCUGAUGCUGAUCUCGGAGCAGGAGUCUAAUUCCAAAAUCCAGAAUCAACUCGAGUUCGGUCAUCGUCGUAGGGCGACUUAUUUCUCCUCCGAAUGUCUCAUUCUGCCACUAUAAAUUUUCGGUAUCAAGCACAAAAAGAGUCAUUUCGUAAAUGCAAAUGCAUGACAAUGAUACAACUUCGUCCCAGUCGCAGCAGAUAUUGGGUUCUCUUAUGCAAGCAUGACCAGCGCAGGCCUCGUCACGUGGUUUCCGCGGCCUGGCCUUACCUACCUUUAGGCAAGGUAAAUUACCUAGGUAGACCAGGACCCAGGCCUCGUGCCCAAAUAAGGGCCAAGAUUAAGUUUCAAGAGCCCUCCGGACAAUGGUCGGGUUGAUACCCGGUGUGUCGUCUUUCUGCGUUGGGGCGUUCUUGCGCGCAUGAAGUGAUGUGAUGUGAUUGUGAUGUGAUAGCGCUUAAGCAGGUGAUGGGGCACGGCUUCGAGGCAUGGGCAGGUAGUGUCGCUGCGCUGUCGCAAGAUCCACAGCUACAGUGCUCUAGUCCAGAAACAAGUAAAGCAGCACAGCAGCGCGAUGAUCAGACCUCAUGAAGUCUGUAUUAUUGAUUUGAGUUCAAAUUGGCGGUCAGUGAACACUUUCUGAUGGAUGCCGUGAAUUUCGGCAGGAUAUGGAUCUUGAACUUGUGGCAGGGGCAUUGCGGUGAGCAAUCCAUGCAGAGCUGCAUCAAUCUCUGCGGUGUGAUCAUGUACGAAAUGAACGUCAAGAGCUGACAAGCUCUGAAACGGGAACACCCCCAUGAGUUGCCGGGACAGCAGGAACAAUCCAAGAUUCGGAAAAACUGGCACAACGUAGAUCAACUGUUGACUCCUUUGCGCUUCUUCUCUCUUCCAAUUCCAAGGGGACGCCCAUAUUGCGACACCUUCCUUUCAUUCAACAUUUGGUAUCCGAAAGCUCCCCUCCCAGCUUUUUGGAACUUUCUCUGGCAUGAUUUUGGUAUUUGAGUAACGCCCCAAGCAACAGUGAUAACGCCAUUACGGCACAAAAAGUCAAAACAUUCUUGGGGGAUCUGGCUCCAAUCUGGGGAACCUCUCGGAUGAAAGCCAUGAUACCCUUGGUCGUCGGGAUGACGUGUUCGGAUGUAAUGCUUAUUUUUCAAAUUGAUUUUUCCAUAUCUACUUUGAGCUCAAACGUCAAGCGGAACCCUGGGGAGAGAUUUCGAAGACAAACUUUCACUGUAUUGGGCAGUCUCGGCGAAUAUCAACUUGAAAAAUGCUUGCUCUUUGGCACAUAAGCUUCCCAAUAUCUCCUAAUGAAGCCGCAGAAAACUCAAUAUCGAGUUUUCGGAACUCGAAAUGCGGUUCCUGCAUCGUCACGAUGCUGUCUUCUUCAUCUGAAGAGCAUGAAGAGAUAGAAUGAGAAAACUGAAGUGUUCGUAAGGACGAAAGGAAAGAAUCCGUCCUCCUUCUGUGCAACCUACGAUCAGAUUCACAAUGGAGAGUGGCACAACCAAGACCAAGACCAGCAAUAUAGGCAGAACCGAUCGGAAUAUCCGUCACAACAUCCAUACAUUAAAGACACAGCAGAACUCGCGCCAUCAUCAAUGGAAAGGUUGGUAGGUAUAUAUCUUUCACCAACAGACCUUUGCGGAUGAUGGAAUGUCGGGAGCGAUGGAAAUAUGGAUCGGGACUGAGGCCCGACUACCGAGCCUAUGGCCACAUCGCGACAACGAGGAUAUUGCCAACCAGAGAUGAUAUAGUUGAGGCUCGCCUUUCGCAAAGAAAUCAAAUGGUGCAUUGUUAAGUUGUAGAAGAGACAUUCCCCACCGUCGGAGUUUAUUUCUUCGCUUCCGAACACGACCCACUGUUCAGAUCGGCUAGCGAGUGACCACACCUAGCUCCCCCGCGAUGGCGUUCAUGUUCAACAAAAGAUCGAGCUCGCUCCUUUCCUGGUGGCGUUGGGUUAUUUCGUUCCUUCUGCGUAGAAAGCCAGCAAUAAUGUCUUCAUCGUACCAACGAUGGGCCGUCACGGAGCCCUAUCUGGACCUUCAUUGUUCUCUUGGCGAGGGGCCAUACUACGAGGAGGCCACGAACCGAUUGCGUUUUGUUGACAUCAUCAAAAGACACCUGCACACCGUCGACCUGAGCGUUGGGCCAAAGAGUCUGAAGACCUUGCAUUUUGAUAUGCCAGUCGCUGUAACGGCUGACAUCGAUGGAGUUGAUCCGGAAAAGAAGAUUUUGAUUGGGGGAAAGAGUGGGGUGUACAUAUUGGACAGAGAGACUGGAAAGUAUGAUUUGUUGAAGAGGUUUUUUGACAGCGAGGAGAAGGAUGAGAGAUUGCGGAGUAAUGACGGUGCCAUUGACCCACAAGGAAGAUUCUGGGUUGGAACCAUGAAUGACUUCUGGGUCGGAGAACCGCAAGCUGAGGGCUCUCUCUUCCGUUUCAAUUCGGACUUGAGUCGAAAGACGCUGCGGUCUUCCUUGACCAUACCCAAUAGCAUAGGAUGGUCCAUAGACCACAAGACCUUGUACUUUACACACUCGACCGAGAAACGUAUCAUUGCAUUCGACUUCGACGCCUCGACUGGGGACAUCACCAAUGAGCGAGUCUUUUGGCAACAUGAUGGCAAUGGAGAUCCAGACGGAUUCAAAGUCGAUACCGAAGGAAACAUUUGGCAGGCGAUCUAUGGUGAAAGCCGAGUCUUGAAAAUCUCCCCAGACGGAAAAGUCGUGGGAGAAGUCUCUUAUCCCACCAAGUGCAUCACAUGCCCUGUCUUUAUCGGAACAGAACUCUGGGUGACGACCGCGGAUGACCAUGACAAGACCAAGCCAUAUGCUGGUGCCAUCUUCAAGGUCGAUGUUGGUGUUGGAGGGUUGAAGGAGUUUAAAUUCAAGUUGGAUAAGGAAAUCCCGGGAUUGUAG
Messenger RNA from Cadophora gregata, 7098 nucleotides. RefSeq lists its product as uncharacterized. The record is from RefSeq and is a predicted model, not a curated record. Gene Ontology annotation, molecular function: calcium ion binding; gluconolactonase activity. The transcript has 5 exons. Gene Ontology annotation, biological process: L-ascorbic acid biosynthetic process. NCBI's taxonomy places the organism in Eukaryota, Fungi, Ascomycota, Leotiomycetes, Helotiales, Ploettnerulaceae. The coding region runs from base 6085 to 7098 and encodes 337 amino acids.